GCCUAUUUCACUCCACGUGCACUUGUUUGGGGAAAGAUGGCGGCUCUCGGUAGCGAGAUUGAAGUGGUCACUGCUAAAAAACCUAACGUGAAAGGUCCAAGGCGGGUGGCCAAUCAAAUUCCUGACGAGAUCUUGAAAGAUUCCGAGCUCAACGAGGCUAUUAAGGCUUUGCCUGCAAACUACAAUUUUGAAAUUCACAAAACAAUAUGGAGGGUUCGACAAGCCAAAGCCAAGAGGGUGGCUUUGCAGUUGCCAGAGGGUCUGCAGAUGUUUGCCUGUGUGAUUGCUGACAUCAUUGAGAGAUUCACAGAGGCGGACACUCUGGUGAUGGGAGAUGUGACAUACGGGGCCUGCUGCGUGGACGACUUCACUGCCCGCGCUUUGGGAGCCGACUUCAUGGUGCAUUAUGGGCACAGCUGUCUCAUCCCCAUAGACUCGACUGAGGGCAUCAAGAUGCUGUACGUGUUUGUGGACAUCCAGAUUGACACUGCCCACUUCCUGGACACACUCAGGUUCAACUUCCCCCCCGGCCGCUCGCUCGCCCUCGUCAGCACCAUCCAGUUUGUGGCUGCUUUGCAGGCAGCCAGUGCAGCGCUAAAGCCAGAUUAUGAGGUGCUGGUUCCUCAGUGUCGGCCACUUUCUCCUGGAGAGAUCCUCGGAUGCACCUCACCUCGUCUGGAUAAACAUGUCAAUGCUGUCAUAUAUCUUGGGGAUGGAAGGUUUCAUCUGGAAUCCAUCAUGAUUGCCAACCCAGACACACCUGCCUACAGGUAUGACCCAUAUAGUAAAGUGUUUUCUCGAGAAUAUUAUGACCAUGAUGCAAUGCGGGCCACCAGACUGAAGGCCAUUGAGAGUGCCCGUUCAGCACAGAGGUGGGGGCUCAUCCUAGGCACCCUUGGCCGCCAGGGCAACCCCAAAAUUUUGGAGCACUUAGAGUCUCAGUUGAAGUCUUUGGGCCGUUCAUUCACACGUGUUCUUCUCUCUGAGAUCUUCCCCAGGAAACUGGAACUGUUGGCAGACGUGGACGCGUGGGUGCAGAUUGCUUGUCCACGCCUCUCCAUCGACUGGGGAACGGCUUUCUCCAAACCCCUGCUGUCUCCAUAUGAGGCAGCAGUGGCGCUGCAGCAGGUUGGAUGGCAGGAAGUGUAUCCUAUGGAUUUCUAUUCCAAUCAGAGUCUGGGAGCCUGGACUCCUAAUCAUCCGGAUAACCAACCUAAACGGCCUGCACGCAAAACCCCACAGAAGGCUGGUCAGCAGGUAAUCAGUUGUAGUCAGGAAGAGAGCGCCUCCUGUGGCUGUCAGCCGAAAAAACACACAGCCUCAUGAACAUCUGCCGGAGACAAGCUGACCAAUCACACUUCAUCACAUCAGCCCUCUGUUCACAUGCACCGUGAGUGAGUGAGUGAGUGAGUGUUUGUGUGUGUGUGUGUGUGUGCGUGUGCGUGUGUGUGUGUGUGUGUGUGCGUGUGUGAGAUGAAAGCUCCCCCUUGAAUGAACAAAGUGUGGUUUUGCUUUAGUCUAACGUAAGCAUGUUGUCCCUCACCUAGAAAGGGGCUGGCAGACAUGUUUUCAUGGUUGACCUUCAUCCUUUCAGAAUUACAGCAGGAAACUAGAAGAUUCUUUCUCUGAGGAUGAAGAGAAAAUACUCAUUCUGUACUCUACAUCCAGCUUUUUUAUUUGCCAUAAUGCUAAGCUUCUCUGACAGAAGCACUUUGAAUGUUUUGUACAGGAUAUCUUUUAAUUAUGGGCAAAAAUAAAAUGAAAUCUUUUCA
This is a messenger RNA of Danio aesculapii, 1772 nucleotides long. It is a transcript of the gene dph1, whose product is annotated as diphthamide biosynthesis 1. The transcript is spliced from 12 exons. Gene Ontology annotation, biological process: protein histidyl modification to diphthamide. The record is from RefSeq and is a predicted model, not a curated record. Lineage: Eukaryota; Metazoa; Chordata; Actinopteri; Cypriniformes; Danionidae. Gene Ontology annotation, molecular function: 2-(3-amino-3-carboxypropyl)histidine synthase activity. Bases 37 to 1326 code for a protein of 429 amino acids.